CAGCUUUACAUUUCAUCUCUAAAAAGGUUAAGCCUACAACGAUCACACAGAAUACCAUGAUCUUUAAUCGCUUCACAUUCACCGCUGCCAUGGCUGCCUCUGCGGCUUCUGCUAUCAGUGUUCAACGCAGGGCGGCAAUCACUGACUUCGACACGAGUCCCGUCGCUUUUGCCUUCCCCGAGCCUCGUGGUUUCUCAGCCUCCACCGCCUCUGAAGCUCCGUGUGGUGGUUUCGACCCGGUCAACAGGACUUCUUACCCUUUGUCCGGUGGUGAUGUUGCCCUGAUUCAACAGACCGAUGCUACAAAUGUUAACAUUCUUUGGACAUCUGAAUCCGAUCCUACCCUGUUCCAUUCAUUCAGCACUUAUUCUAACUCCAUUCUCGACAUCGCUGCCGGACACUAUUGUCAGGAUGCUCCCGAUUUUUCCUCUUUGGGCUUCGCUGAGGGCGAUAACGCUACUCUUUUGGUCAUCUACCAGCUUGAUGGAGCCGACACCUACUACUACCAGUGUGCCGAUGUUAGUCUCGUUUCGGCCACCAGCUUUACUACCGACGAGCAGUACGUCUGUGGCAACUACACUUCCGAGCUUGAGAUUGCUUCUUCUGAGGAGUCUCUUCACCUCGGUAACACCACUACCUCCGAAAGCACCUCUAGCGGUACCACCGGAACUGCUUCAACAUCCAGCGGCUCCACCAACCCUCAUGUCUCUAGCUCCUCGUCUGGCUCUAAGCUCAGUGCCGCCGAGGGUGGUGGUAUCGGCGCCUCAGUCACUAUCUUCGUUUUCGCCGUCAUCGCUGGCUUAUUGUGGUGGUCUGGUCUCCUUCGUUUUGGCAAGAAGAAGCAGGCUGUCGUGCACGACCACGAGUCUGUAUCCUCUGGCGUACCCACCAAGGAGCGUCUCUGAUCAUGCUCAGGAAUGCUUUGUAUAACUUCCCCUGUACGAUUCGUCUUUAAUUUUUAAUUUUUGGAUAGUCCGGUAUCUUGAGAAAAGUCGAAAGGAGUUUAUUAUAAAUGGUGAUACAUUAGAUGAUUGGACAUACAGCAUGCAAGUAAUUUGAUUAUUUU
Cryptococcus deneoformans JEC21 is the source of this 1066-nucleotide messenger RNA. Its product is annotated as cytokine inducing-glycoprotein, putative. Lineage: Eukaryota; Fungi; Basidiomycota; Tremellomycetes; Tremellales; Cryptococcaceae. Bases 57 to 905 code for a protein of 282 amino acids. The record is from RefSeq and is a predicted model, not a curated record. The transcript is spliced from 4 exons.